Molecule: messenger RNA, 468 nt
Organism: Cooperia oncophora
Lineage: Eukaryota; Metazoa; Nematoda; Chromadorea; Rhabditida; Trichostrongylidae
Source: the annotation of a GenBank genome assembly
AUGCUUGCUGUCACAGUUAUAAUGAUACCUGACGCCAGAGCAGCGACGGCGGUGGUUCUAUGCAUUGCGAGCGUAAACACAGGAGUGAUGGGAUUCAUGGCAUAUUGGGGCGUCAAUCUCGACAGUGUAUCUAUGAUUACGGUAAUUAUGUGCAUCGGAUUUGCAGUUGAUUUAUCCGCUCACAUCGCCUACGCUUAUUCACAAGCAUACGGAACAGCUCACGAGCGCGCAGUUUAUGCAUUGGAAACUCUUGGAUGGCCUGUAUUUUUGGGUGCUUCGUCGACGAUCUUGGGAAUAAUGGUUCUCACGCUGGUGGACUCCUAUAUUGUGCUGAUCUUCUUCAAAACAGUUUUUCUGGUUAUUUCGUUUUCGAUGCUGCAUGGCCUACUCUUCCUCCCAGUGCUACUCAUACUGAUUAUUCCAGAGACCAGAGUAAGUUUCAGAGCCCAUCCUGAGUCAAUUGUCUGA